Salvia splendens (bonfire salvia) is the source of this 1482-nucleotide messenger RNA. RefSeq lists its product as uncharacterized. The record is from RefSeq and is a predicted model, not a curated record. Bases 86 to 1222 code for a protein of 378 amino acids. The transcript is spliced from 5 exons. Lineage: Eukaryota; Viridiplantae; Streptophyta; Magnoliopsida; Lamiales; Lamiaceae.
UCACACCGCAAAAACCAGUGGAAUUUGGAAACCUGCUCGCAGUCGCCACUCUCUCUCUCUCUCUCAGCAUUCGUGGUGCGAGAAAAUGGGGCUAAGCGAUAAUUCCAUAACCAGACGGAGGAACAAAAGGAUCAAUAGAAAGGCGGAAAGUAAAAGGGAUGCCUCGUCAAAGGUCUCCAGCCGCGUCGCUGCCUUCAUCGCCGCCAAGAAGCGCCGUCAAUCCGGCAAGCGCCGCCAGUGCCAGGGUAUGUGCUUCAGCCUUCCUUCUCUUGAGGACCCUUUCAAUGAAAGAAAGGGGAAACCCGAACCCAUGGGGAAACGGAAGAGGGAUUCGAAAGAAGAUUGGAAGCUAAAGGAUAAGAAAUCUUCUAGGUUGAAGAAGGAAUUUGUCAAAGGAAAUGAUCAACGUGGAUGUCUUCCCGGGAACAAAACGGAGAAGUCUCAGAUCGUGGAGAAGGGAAAGAUAGCAUUGCAUUCGUGUAUUAAGUUUAUGGGGUCGGAGAUUGCAACCAAUCUGGGGAAACCGACUCACCAGAUUAUUAAGAGGGAAGGGUCCAAAGGCUCUUGGGAAGAAAUUGUCUCGGACAAUGUUUCUGGGAGCCCGUCAAAGUUUUUGCUCAUGUGUUUGAACAUGAUACAGGAUGCAAUGCACAAUGGAGCAGCCUUAAGUGAUGAAAAGGACGAACCUCUAUUUGCUAGUGCUUGGGGACUUGAUUUUUGGAAUUGUUACUCUACUGGAAUAGAUGUGCUGGAGGCCAGUGGAAUUGACUCGAAAAGGGAGCAAAUUUCUUGGAUCGCAUCGACUGCUGCUGAUAUCAUUUCAAUGAAGGAGAAAGAGGGUGUAUCGUUUACUGGUCCUUUCCUUUUAUAUUUAGUGCCAUCUCAAGAUAAAGCGUCCGAGGUACGCGGAGUCUGGAAGCCGUUGAAAUGGCUUGGCGUACAUACAGUGAGUUUGCAUUCAGGUGCUUCCAUAGACCAUCAAAUAGACGGUUUAAACAAUUGUGAACCAGAGUUUCUCGUCUCCACCCCCGAUAGACUUUUGGAAGUUGUUGCAUUAGAGGCCGUUGACAUAUCUGGAGUUUCCUUGCUGGUUGUCGAUGGAUUGGAAUCCCCUUCUAGUGGUGCCUACUUCGACGCAGUCAAAGCCGUAAGGCAACACAUCACGGGAAGUCUUAGAACAGUUGUCUUCUCCGACUGCAUGAAUAUUUCAUCCGAUAGCUGAAUCAGUCGGCAACUGAAACGCCAUACGGGUUUAUUCGUGAGUGAAAUUUUGUAAUGUUUUUUUUGUUCUCCGGUGCAUCGGAAUAUAGCUUCGAUAUUAUUUGGGUGCAGUGAUAUUGCAUUAGGCUUUCUUGCAUCAAUUAGAAAUGUAGGAGUUGGUUUCACUUAGAAAAAAGGCUGCAUUUUUGUACGUCAUGAGAGAGAAUACAAUUCACACAAUGAGAACUGCAAUUCAUGUUUUAUGCAGUUGAAUUUUUGCAA